GACAGAGGAAGCCUUUCGGAUAAAGAGUGUAGUGUGUUGUAGCUGAACUGACAAGGGCUUAUUAAAUAGACCGGUUUUAGCUAAUAUCUCCCAGAUUAAAGGGGAACGGAUAAGACCAGUGGCAACUAGCCGCAGGCUGCAGUGGUGACCAAAUUGUGCUGAAGUGUCCCUCACUGAACCCAUGCCGAAUUUGCACUGUUUUGUGUGUUUUUUUUUAACAUUCAGUGCCUCAAAUCGACGUUCAAGACGUGAGGAGUCCUUCAUGUCAUUAUUACUGGGGCUCAGCAUGGCGCAGGAGGAGGACAGACACAGCCUGGAGGCGAAAUUUGCCGCUGCCGUGAAAGUGAUGCGGAGUUUGCCCGAAGAAGGUCCUUUCCAGCCGUCUGAUGACAUGAUGCUGAUGUUCUAUAGUUACUACAAGCAGGCCACCUCGGGGCCCUGCAACAUCCCUAGGCCGAGCAGCUUCUGGGACACUCGUGGAAAAGCUAAAUGGGAUGCAUGGAGCUCUUUAGGAAAUAUGACAAAGGAGGAAGCCAUGAAGAAUUAUGUUGAGGACAUCCAGCUGAUUUUGGAGACCAUCCCAAUCUCAGAUGAAGUGUCCGACCUGGUACAGAUGCUUGGCAACUUCUACACUGAAGUCGACAGAGAAGGAGAAGAAGCUGAGGAAAAUGAAGUGGACAGGAGAACCUUCACCAGGCCUUUUGCAAAACAUACAGACGAGCUGGUCAAACCAUUUAAGAAACCAACAAUGGAAGGCUAUGGGGAUCUGUGGGAUGAUAUACAAAAUCUUCAAGAAAAAGACAGUGUUCAUGGCACAAGUGUCAGUAACGGGGAGGAAGAGGGAAGUAAAGAAAAUAGUGAAAUCGAGAGAAAAGAGGAAAGUAGUGAUUGGAAGAGAAGUGAGGAGGAGGAGAAUGGGGACGAAGAAGACAAUACAGAAGAUGAAGACGAGGAGGAAGAGGAGGAGGGAAAAGUCUGGAAUCUGGAUCCAAGGCUGCUGAUGGUGGAGGACAAGAGGUUGAGAUCUGACACCAGAGGGUCCAGCAGCAGCAUUGAACCCAGCAUAUCUUCUUUCACCAAUGGGACACACAGUUCACUCAACAGCGAGGUGGAGGAAGAGGAACUGGCCUGUUCCAUAGAGCCCAGCGUGCAGUAUAACCCGUACAUGCACUUUAAUGGACACCUGAGUGAUCAUAAUGAUACUGUUCCUGAGAAGAACCACCGAUCCACAGACUCAGAUAAUGAAGAAUUCUGUGACUCAAUGGAGCAUCUAGCCAUGGAAGAGCGGGUGUCUACAACAAAAGUUCAGUCACCUGGAUCAACAGCUGCCUCAGUGAAGCAAAAGGAUCUUUGGUUUGAGAGCAACACUACCCUGAAUGGAGGAGAGGAUCAAGGGCUAACAAGGGAGUCCUACUUUAAAGAAGGGAUUGGUACAAGCCAACACAGCAGCUCCUUGUCAAGAAGAGGGAGAGGUUCUCAGUCGCCAAGGGCGGCCUGCAGCUCGCCGUGGGGCUUCAGUGCAGAUGCUGCCAGCUGUUGUGUGCCACAGAGCAGACAUCCUGUGAGUGCUUCCAGGGGAAACGUCAAUGAGCAGAUAGCUACGGCUCUGCUGAGGCUGCAGCGUGACAUGGCCAAUGUGUUGCACAGGCUGCACACUCUGGAGAUGCUCAAUGUAUCACAGUCAAGAUCACCUUCGCCAAGGCAGGAGGGCUCCCUACCUGUAGCACGAAAGAUCCUGAAACCAUCCUGGUGGCCUUUUGACUUCUCUCCACUCACAGUGGUGUUGACUGCACUCUGGCCUCUGAUUGCUCAUUGGCUUUUCCAGCUUUACUUGCAGUGGAAGAAAAGGAAAAUCUCCUGAAUUGUCCGACAACCGCCAGCAUCAAUCAAAGGACAUGAACACGGGAUGAAAUUGUUGCUUGUUUUGUUGCUUUGUGGCUUUUUUUUAAAGUCACCAACACAGACAAUGUGAUGAGACAUCAGUAGAAUUGGAAAGGCUACCUUUGAUAAAUGAAUGGUCAGGAAGGCGUUCAAGGGAAGACUAGCGUAGCAUUUUGACUUCAUGGAUACUGUGUAGGCUUUUAAGAAAGGGACGAUUAAUGCAUUAUAAAUGCACACACAAUUUCAUUAUUAUAGUUAGCUUAGCAUUACGUGGUCUUAUUUAUGAAAAGUCUCACUGAUCACCAAGAACUCAAUAGACACAUGACUCACAUAACUGAGCCUAACUUUUAAUUAAAGUAAAAUUAAUCAUAAGCAUACAGUAUAUUAGCUGUCGACCUUAGGUGAUAAAAGUGUUUCACCAUUAUCAUUACCAGUUAUUUUAUUUAUUGUACAUUCCAUUGUUUAUUUAGGUUCCUUUUGAUAAUUUUUUUUUUUUGUCAAAUAAUAUAUAUUUUCUUCCUGAUAAUUAAGGGUAUCAGCCUUUUACACUGCUGAUCUGAAAUGUGGAAAUAUGUCAGGAGCAGUUACUUUAAGACCAAAUAGUAAUUUAAGGUGAAAAAUCUAGUUAUUUAUAUGUAAAAGUGAAUGUUUAUUUUAUAGCUUCAGAAUAAUCGCAUCAGAGAUUUGGACUUUUGCAGAACAACAAAAAGAAAAGUGACUUACAGAGUACAGACAAUCCACAUAAUUAUAUAUAUAAUCAUUGCUUUUUGUCAGCUGUACAGUGGAAAUGAAGAAUGUUCAGUAAAGCAAGCUUGCAGUGCUUUCAAAUAUAGUUGUAAAACAUCAGUAUAUGAAGCAACUUUUGACAUUACAAUAAAUACAGUCUCGGAACAAA
Xiphias gladius (swordfish) is the source of this 2776-nucleotide messenger RNA. Its product is annotated as acyl-CoA-binding domain-containing protein 5A-like. The record is from RefSeq and is a predicted model, not a curated record. Lineage: Eukaryota; Metazoa; Chordata; Actinopteri; Istiophoriformes; Xiphiidae. Gene Ontology annotation, molecular function: fatty-acyl-CoA binding. The coding region runs from base 182 to 1861 and encodes 559 amino acids. Gene Ontology annotation, biological process: autophagy of peroxisome; fatty acid metabolic process. Gene Ontology annotation, cellular component: peroxisome. The transcript has 13 exons.